Messenger RNA from Eubalaena glacialis (North Atlantic right whale), 2498 nucleotides. Its product is annotated as solute carrier family 7 member 13-like. Gene Ontology annotation, cellular component: membrane. The transcript is spliced from 4 exons. Gene Ontology annotation, molecular function: L-amino acid transmembrane transporter activity. Lineage: Eukaryota; Metazoa; Chordata; Mammalia; Artiodactyla; Balaenidae. Bases 92 to 1540 code for a protein of 482 amino acids. Gene Ontology annotation, biological process: amino acid transmembrane transport. The record is from RefSeq and is a predicted model, not a curated record.
UCAUGGGGGGAAUGUAUAAGAGUUAGCAAUCCACAUGAAAUUUUAAAAUUAUUUUUCAGGAUUAAAAAAAAAACAGGAAAAAGGCAAAAGCAUGCAACUCCUGAGGGCAAUAGGAUUCUUCCGUGGAAACAUUUUAAUAUUUAGUGCCACAAUAGGGGCAGGAAUCUUUGUGUCUCCUAAAGGGGUAUUAAAAUAUUCCUCACUGAAUGUAGCUGUCUCCCUGAGUAUUUGGGCUGCUUGUGCUGUGCUGACUUUGAUCUCCGCUCUCAGUCACGCAGAGCUGGGGACAACAUUCCCUAGAAGUGGAGCACAGUAUUAUUUCCUCAAAAGAUCUCUUGGAUCCUCUGUUGCUUUCCUCAGUCUUUGGAUCAAACUUUUUACUCAUCCCUUAAGACUAGCUACUGAAACCUUGUUAUUAUCUACCUAUACAAUUCAGCCUUUCUAUGCUGGGUGCCCAGCUCCAGAGCUACCAAAGAGGUGUCUAGCUUUGGCUAUUCUGUGGUCUUUGGGACUUCUAAAUACUCGAGGGGUGCAAACAGUGGCUUGGUUUCAAACUAUCAGUACUGUGGCAAAGAUGACUGUCCUCUGCUUCAUUUCCCUCACUGGGAUUGUGCUGUUAGGGAUUGGGAAAAAAGAGAACGUGGCCAGGUUUGAGAACGCUUUCGACGCUGAACUUCCUAAAGUCUCACAGAUUGCAGAAGCCUUCCUACAAGGAUUGUUUGCAUAUUCUGGCACGUCAAUCCUGAACAGCAUAGCAGGAGAGAUAAAAAAUCCUGGUGAAAAUAUUCCCAAAUCUCUGAUUACUGUCCUUCCCAUGGUGGCUGUGAUUUACUUACUGGCUAACGUAUCCUACCUGGCAGUUUUGACUCCCAGGGAAAUCAUCUCUGCAGAUGCUGUUGCUGUCACCUGGACGGACAAAAUAAUCCCUUCCAUGCAAUGGGUCAUUUCUUUUGGAAUUUCAACUUCAAUAUUUAGCAGCAUGUGUUGUACAGUGCUUUCGGCAUCAAGGAUGAUCUACACAGCAAGCCAAGAAGGACAACUGCCUUUGAUCUUCUCGAUGCUCAAUAACCACUCGUGUCCAACCAUGGCUGUCAGCCAGAUAAUCAUCUUAACUUCAGUUGUUAUUAUAACCUCAGAUUUGAUCAAUUUAAUAAAAUAUUCAGGAUUAGCAAUAUGGUUUUUAAGAGGGUUACAUAUGAUAGGUUUACUUAAACUAAGGUACCAGGAACCCAAUCUACCUAGACCUUACAAGGUGCCUUUGCCAUUUAUAUUUGGAUGCAUAGCUAUAUCUUUGUUUCUGAUUUUGACGCCAUUGAUUCAGGCUCCUAAAAUAGAGCAUUUCUAUGGGCUUAUCUUUAUGCUCAGUGGACUCCUGUGUUACUGGAUUCAUGUUCACCUUAAUCAACAUUCUGUCUGUUUUGUCAAAAUCACUUGUUAUUUACAAUUACUGUUUAAUGUUUCACCACCUGAAGACCAUGAUGAAGGUACUUCAGCAGGAAAAAAAGACCUUAAAGAAAUCUUUGUAAAUAAGAAACUUUAAAAUGUAAAAUGUUUAAUGAAUGAAUACAUUCUUAAAGGUAACCUUUGCUUUAAAAUAUAUACACACAAACACAAAGCCUCUACCUCCUGCCCAACCCCCAGCUACACAUAUCAAAUCCACCCCCCUAGCUACAUAUUCAAACUCUUUACAAUUCAAAUUAUUCUCCUUGUAAUUGAAGUCUUAGUUCCACAGUGCCCAACAUGUUUCUCACCACUUUCUUCUUGGUCAAAAAUUUUAAAUGCGCGCGCACACACACACACGCACACACACACCCACACACACACACACAAAGUUUAAAAGGCAUAAUAUGCCUUAGUCACUUAAUUACUGCCUACUUCCAUGUGUAAAAAAUAUUAUAAUGUUGUAAACCAGAAACGAAUAUAAUGUAUGUCAAUUAUAUAUCAAUAAAAUAAAUAAACAAGUAAACAAAAAAACAAAAAGUCAUUGCCAGGGGGCUUCCCUGGUGGCGCAGUGGUUGAGAAUCAGCCUGCUAAUGCAGGGGACACGGGUUCGAGCCCUGGUCUGGGAAGAUCCCACAUGCCGUGGAGCAACUAGGCCCGUGAGCCACAACUACUGAGCCUGCGCGUCUGGAGCCUGUGCUCCGCAACAAGAGAGGCCACGAUAGUGAAAGGCCCAUGCACUGCGAUGAAGAGUGGCCCCCGUUUGCCGCAACUAGAGAAAGCCCUCGCACAGAAACGAAGACCCAACACAGCCAAAAAUAAAUAAAUUAAUUAAUUAAAAAAAAAAAAAGUCAUUGCCAGGAAGAUAAAUUCAUAGAUGCCUAGUGUAUAGCAGAUACUUAAUAUUUGUUGAAUGAAUGAAUACAGAUGCAUCAGCAAAAAUAAAGAAAAUAUUGUAAAUCUGAAAUUGAUAUUAAUAAAUACUAUGCAUUACUUUCUACUUACUGGUCUAAACUCUUCACAGUGAUACCAAUUAAAAGAACAUAUUUUACUUUCAA